UUAGUAGGAAAGUAAUACAAUACCCACUGUGUUUCCCCUUUGAACCCCGGGGAUGUGGAAGACUCUCAGCACUGCCUUCUCCUUUUCUCUGCGUGGUUAAGAAAGCCUUGCACCUGCAGGCAAUUGCUGGCUUAGAAAACAAGAAUAACAUUAGCAGCAUUUUCCUUUUGCUCUCCUGAUUUGCAAACCAUCCUCCUUAUCUUCGCAGGGAAAUGCCCCCAGGUUUUAACUGGCCUUGUGUAUAUUUGUUUAUGAAGCUGACAAACUUGUCCCUGUAACUGCAUCUGCCCUGGGAAAGGAGCAGGUUUCCUCUGCUUUGCCCACCAGCAAUGCAGCAGGGCUGACUGCUCCUCCUGGCUCUGCCCUGGCUGGAUCUGCAGGGCUCAGCUCACCCCAGGGCUCCUUCUCCUCCUGGUUCCCAACAGGACUGCUCUUCCUGGUAAGUGGGUGGCAAAGCUGCGGUGCCCCCAGGGCCAGGAGUGUGUGAGAUCAUGAGAUACUGUCUCGAAAGGCAGAUGAGGCAAAACUUAUCUGGAGGCUGGAAAAACAGCCCAGGUGCAAAUACAGGGAUAUGAGAAAUGUUAGAAAAGCUGCUCGUUCAUCUUCCGUCCAUUGUAGGGCAGCGAUCUCAGGGAAAAGGAAGCACUGAAGAGCCUCUAUGGGAAGUUCAGUGGAGGUGCAGCUGCUGCUGAAAAAAAGCAGCGACAGACGAAAUCUGUGGGGAGACAGACAGGAAGAGGCACCUCCUGUGAAUGCUUCUGCAAGUGCCAGGGACGCAGCCCUCCCUACUGCACCAGCUGGAGCCUCAGUGCCUCACGACAGACAGAGAAAAUGGAGAAUACAGGCAAACGUGAUGCAGGGUCCUGCAGAAACCACACAGGGAAGCUACAAUCCUCUGCAUGAAUAGCAAGGAGCCCCAACACUGAAAUGUGGGCCAGCAGGAGGAAAGAUGUACUCACAGUGCGUGAUCUGCUGGUGUGAGAGCAGCUGGGCUGAGGGCACCACACUGGUCACAGCACUGGACCUUAAAAUAAAAGGGGGAUCAGGACAGGCAAGCUCCUGCUGUAUGGCAUUUCGGUUUGCUGGAGACGCUGUGCCAAAAGGUGUGAAAUAAUGUAAUAUGACUUUUUUUUUUUUUUUUUUCCUCCUGCAGUCCUUUCAGCUGGAUUUCCUGACUUAAAAAGCACUUCUCACUCUCCUGCCAGUUCAGUUGCUUAGGAAUUCAGUUGCCUUUGGAACAAGUCAAGAGCAGCACCAGCCAGACCAGCCCUCCCCAAAUCCUGCAAAGAAUGCAGGACAGCUCCCAAAGCCCUGAGCCUCCCCUGUCCCUCUGAUGCAGGCAUGGCUCCCCCAGCAGCUCCUGGCAGGACAGAAUGUUGGACAAAGACAUUUCCAUCUUUGCAUAGUGGAGGGAUUGGUGAUGGUUAAAGAUGUCCCAGGGAAGAUGGUAUCAAAGUCCAGAGCAGGGCAUCCCAGCAGGCCUUAUGGGAAAAGGACAACGGAUGUGGCCAGUACAGGUCACAGGAGCACUGCAUCAGGGCCAACUCCAUAGCACAGGGCCACUGCAACACAGGGGCAUCAGCCACACUGGUGAACAGGAACCUUCCCCAUCCCAGCAAGGGAAGAACCUCUACUGUGUGCAGCAGCCCCACACCCCCACUCCUGGCAGCACUGGGGAAGUGGCUUUUGUGAGGGUCCCUUCAAACAAGGAUGUUCUUGUCUGAGAGAAGGGAAAAAAGAUAAAACAGAGAGUGAUCUGCAGGAAACCAGACCAGAUGACAGAGAAUUUGCUUCUGGAUAUCUUGGCCAGGAAGCUGUGGGGAUUGCUUUGCCUUCUUCCCUGACACCUGCAGGUCCUGCUCACCUCUGGCAUGGCCACACCAGCAAUAGGACUGCUGGUGUGAGGUGGGGUGGGAUGCCACUGUGCCCAGAGUGGCAUCUGCUGUCCCACUGUGCUCUGGAGAGCUGCAUCCCUGUUGCAUUCUACUGCAUCUCCAUUGCACUACUGCAUCCCUACUGCCCGCAUCCUUGUUGCAUCCCUACUGCAUUCCUGUUGCAUCUCUACUGCAUCCCUGCUGCUUCCCUACUGCAUCUGUCCCUGUUGCUUCCCUGCCUGCAUCCCCACUGCAUUCCUGCCUGCAUCCCCAUUGCAUUCCUCCCUGCAUCCCUACUGCAUCCCUGUUGGUUCCCUGCCUGCAUCCCUACCUGCAUCCCCACUGCAUCCCUGUUGGUUCACUACUGCAUCCCUGCCUGCAUCCCUACUGCAUCCAUCCUUGCCUGUAUCCUUGCCUGCAUCCCUGUUGGUUCCCUACUGCAUCCAUCCGUGCUGCAUCCCUGCCUGCAUCCCUACUGCAUCCCUGUUGGUUCACUACUGCAUCCCUGCCUGCAUCCCUACUGCAUCCAUCCUUGCCUGCAUCCUUGCCUGCAUCCAUCCCUGCUGCAUCCCUGCCUGCAUCCCUGUUGCAUUCUACUGCAUCUCCAUUGCAUCCCUGCCUGCAUCCCUGCUACAUCUAUCCCCGCUACAACUACCUGCUCUCUCUACCGAUAUCCCUACCUGCAUCCCGCUCCCCCCGUCCCCUCCCGCUCACGUUCCCACCCGCACGAUCCCCACUCCCGCAGCCCCGGCACAGCCCCCCGUCCCUCGCGGCCGCACUUUGGGUACCCGCACCCCCUCCAUUGCCCCCGGAGCCGCUCCCACCGCUCUCCGCCUCCGCGGGGCGGUGCGCGGGGUCCCCUUAUUAAAGGUGAAGCGCCGCGGGGCGCGGGGGGACGCGGGGCGAUGGAGUACGCGGAGGCGGAUUAUUACUACGGGGAGGCGGAGGAGGAGGAGGAGGAGGGCAACGGGACGGCGUGCGCCUGGCAGGCGGACUGGGAGGCGUCCUUCUCGCUGCUGCCCGCGCUCUACGCGCUGGUCUUCGUGCUGGGGCUGGCGGGCAACGCGCUGGUUUUGCUGACGGUGUGGCGCGGCCCCCGAGCCAAGCGGCGCUCCGCCGACGCCUACAUCGGCAACCUGGCGUUGGCCGACCUGGCCUUCGUGGCCACGCUGCCGCUGUGGGCCGCCUACACGGCGCUGCGCUUCCACUGGCCCUUCGGCGCGGCGCUCUGCAAGCUCAGCAGCUACCUGGUGCUGCUCAACAUGUUCGCCUCCGCCUUCUGCCUGGGCGGGCUGAGCGCCGAGCGUUACCGCGCCGUGCUCCGCGCCGCCCCCCCGCCGCCCCGCGCCGCUUCCGCGCGUCUCCGCCGCCCCGCGGCUCUGGGUCCCCUGGCCGCGCUGUGGGCGGCGGCGGCGGCGGCGGCUCUGCCCGCUCUGCUGCUCCGCGAGGCGCGGAGGGACGCGCGGAACCGCACGCUGUGCGACCUGCGGUUAUGGGGGGAGGGGGGCGGCGCGGAGCGGGCGGCGGCGGCGCUCAGCCUCGGCACCACCGCGCUGGGCUUCGCCGCUCCGCUGCUGCUCAUGGCCGUGUGUUACUGCUGCGUGGGGAGCGCCGUCCGCCGCCACCUGCGGCCCCGCAGAGCCGAAGCGGCGGCGAGGAGGAGGCUGCUGCGGUUGAUCGCCGCGCUGGUCGGGGUGUUCGCAGGCUGCUGGCUGCCUUUCCAUCUGCUGAAGAGCCUCUUCGUGCUGGCGGCGGCCGGGCUGCUGGAGCUGCCGUGCGCUCUGCUCGGCCUCAUCUCCCGCCUGCAUCCCUACGCCACCUGCCUCGCCUACCUCAACAGCUGCCUCAACCCGCUGCUCUACGCCUUCCUCGACGGCCGCUUCCGAGCGCAGUGCCGAGCGCUGCUGGGGCUGCGCGGAGCCCGACCGCCCCCCGCCGCCUCCUCCACGCUGAGCGCUCCGACGCAGCGUUCCGAGCUGCCCUCCUCGGGGGGCACCAAGGUGUAGCGGCGCCCCUUCCUCCCAAUAAACGGCCGUGCCGCCCUCGG
Phasianus colchicus (ring-necked pheasant) is the source of this 3921-nucleotide messenger RNA. NCBI's taxonomy places the organism in Eukaryota, Metazoa, Chordata, Aves, Galliformes, Phasianidae. The record is from RefSeq and is a predicted model, not a curated record.